AUGAUAGGCUGCACGCCUGCGCCUUCCGGGACUACGCGCUGGGCUACUCCACCGCCGGGCCCUUCGAGGGCAUCGAGGCCUUGGGCCAGGAGCCACAUCAAGCAGCACUUCGAGACCAACUUCACGGCCGAGAAGAUGGUCAUCGCCGCCUCAGGCGCCGUGAAGCACGCGGAGCUGGUGAAGAUGGCCGAGAAGGCCUUUGGCGGUGUGAAGGGGUAA
Messenger RNA from Effrenium voratum, 219 nucleotides. The record is from the annotation of a GenBank genome assembly. NCBI's taxonomy places the organism in Eukaryota, Dinophyceae, Suessiales, Symbiodiniaceae.